AUGGUAAAUACGUUUGCUGGUGGGGAGCCGGAAGAACGACCAGGUUCAUCGGGUUUCUGGAUGAAACUCUUGUUCAGUUGUAUUCUAGUACUACUUGGAGGAAUAUUCGCUGGCUUGACUAUUGGUCUUAUGGGUCUUGACGCACUUCAUUUGCGCGUCUUGAAUGUAUCGUCUGACGAUGAAGUAGAGAGAAAUAACGCGGGGAAAGUCCUCAAUCUCCUAAAGAAAGGUCGACAUUGGGUCCUUGUAGUUCUACUCCUUGGCAAUGUGAUCGUUAAUGAAAGUUUGCCGAUAUUCUUGGACAGCGCGCUCGGCGGAGGUUUGGCUGCAAUCGUCAUUUCGACAGGACUAAUCGGUACGAUUAUUCCACAAGCUGUUUGUGCCCGGUAUGGGCUUACCAUCGGUGCAAAAUGUGCACCCUUUGUACUAGGACUCAUGUACUUCUUCGCUCCUGUCGCAUGGCCAAUAGCCAAACUACUCGACUACGUCCUUGGCGCAAACGAGGAACACACAUACAAAAAAGCCGAACUACGCUCAUUCUUACAAUUCCACCGACAGGGUGAAGAACCACUCCGUGAUGACGAGAUUACGAUUCUUAAUGCCGUUCUUGAAUUGAACACGAAGAGAGUCGUGGAGAUUAUGACUCCAAUUAAUGACGUGAUUACAUUCAGUGCGGAUGAGGUGUUAGAUCAUAAGCUCGUGGAUAAGAUUUUGGUGAGCGGAUACUCGCGUUUCCCGGUAUACGAACCAGGGAACCCGAAAGCAUUCGUUGGGUUGCUCUUAAUUAAGAAGUUACUCAAAUACGACCCAUCGGACAAUAAGAAAAUCUCAGACUUCUCGUUGUCCAUCUUACCAGAAGCAGGCGUUGAGAUUAAUUGCUUCCAAGCUCUUGACUAUUUUCAAACAGGACGUGCGCAUUUGCUCCUCGUUAGCAAGUCACCUGGUAUACCAGGUGGCGCUCUCGGCGUGGUGACUCUAGAAGACAUCAUCGAAGAGAUCAUUGCAGAGGAAAUCGUCGACGAAUUCGACCGAUACGAAGAUAACCAAUCAAAAAGAAUGGCGAGACGGAUGGGUACAGCAGACGUGAUGAAAGGGUCCGUCUUGUUAUUAAUAUCAUUCUCCCUCUUCUCUUCAUACCAAUCUUCAUACUAA
Molecule: messenger RNA, 1152 nt
Organism: Fomitiporia mediterranea MF3/22
Lineage: Eukaryota; Fungi; Basidiomycota; Agaricomycetes; Hymenochaetales; Hymenochaetaceae
Product: DUF21-domain-containing protein
Exons: 12
Coding region: 1-1152 (383 amino acids)
Biological process (GO): magnesium ion homeostasis
Cellular component (GO): intracellular membrane-bounded organelle
Source: RefSeq, a predicted model, not a curated record